Molecule: messenger RNA, 786 nt
Organism: Lycium ferocissimum
Lineage: Eukaryota; Viridiplantae; Streptophyta; Magnoliopsida; Solanales; Solanaceae
Exons: 4
Coding region: 16-618 (200 amino acids)
Source: RefSeq, a predicted model, not a curated record
UCCUUCAACUAUUUAAUGGACCAUCACAAGUGCAAAUGUGAUCGACCACAAUUGGCAAUUCGAUUUUGUAAAGUUAUACACCAAGCUUCGAAUCAUAUUCCAAAUCUAUCUGACUUUUUACUUCGAUCUACACAAAUUGUUCUCUCUAUGGCUUUUAGAUCAGUGUCUUCUCUAAAGUCCGCACUGAAUCAGUUAAAGGGAAGCUCAUCACUAAAUUAUGCAACAGCUGCCACUUCAAAACUUAAGGCAGCUUCUCCCCUCCAACUCAAAGAGACUGUGCCCAAGUCCCGGAAAGGAGACUUUGUGCCAGUAUGUGUGGCUCUAGGGAUGAUCGGACUGUCUACGAGUUUCGGGCUGCACACGGCGAUGCAUCAGCUGAGGCGAGCCCCUAAUGUAUAUGUGAAGAAAUCAAGAAGGGAAACUCUGCCAGAGAUAAUGGAACCAGAACAUGUUGCAGAAGAGGCCGAAAAGUUUGUCAAUAAAUCAUUAUUCCGAAAGGUGGCUCACAUUCAGGAUCGUGCUAGCAGGCUUGUCAUUCCUGAUCCUCGUGGCGACGUUUAUACCAAGAAGCCAGGUGUGGAGACCUUGAAGACUAUAGGAGUGGAUCCGAAUCUGUAAAUUAAUCAUAGGCUUUGUGGUCGAGUUAGGUUGCAGUUUAGAGUUUGUUCUCUAAUUAAUUCUGUAAUGCGAUCCGAAGACGAUGAACUAUAUAUGAGUAAAAUCCGUGUAAUAUAUCUGUAGAUUUUUAAGUUUACAUGGUGGUGAUAUCCAUGAUAUUUUGUGCGU